AUGGAUAUGAUAAUGGAGUACGGUAGCAUUGAAGAUAUUCCAAUUUAUAAUUGCACUGGAGUAUCAACUUUCGGCAAAAAGCGAGUUACAAUUGGGAUUGUAAGUAUGACUUAUGGCACAAUUAUGUGCAUAUUAUUCUUGCCAUGUCUACGAACUAUGUUGCUACCCGAUCUUUUCAAAUUAUCCUGCUAUAAAAUAAUGUUUUAUGUGGGAGUUGUUGAUGUUUUGGCUCUUAUAAUGAAUUCAAUAUUCACGGGAUGGUUAGCUUAUCAUGGAGCGGUUUAUUGUACAUAUCCAGAAUGGAUUUAUUUGUUUGGAUCCGCUGGUUUGAGUCUUUGGUGUUGCUCGUGUCUCGCAAAUAUUCUACUUCUUAUAAAUCGAAUUCUUCAUUUCAAAAAUCAACAACUCGCUGAAAAAGUAUUUGGUGGACAGCGAACUUUUGUUCUCCUUCUGGCUCCCACAUUUUAUGGAUUGUAUUUCCUAUUUUUCACCAAACCAGUUCUCUUCACAUCUGUUUACUAUGCCUGGUUUUUUGAUCCAUUCAUUUUCCAAAAUCGUGCAAAUGAUUACAUCAAUCUUCUUCAUAGCUUCAAUAACAUUGCCAUAGUUAUUCUAACUUGCAUUUUGUACAUGUAUGUUGGUUGUAUGGUAAUUGGAGAAUGGAAGAAAACUGGAACAACAGUCAAGAAAAGUAACAAUAUUUUGCAUCAAGCUUUGGUGAUUUGCGCGUUGGAUCAAUUUUCGUCAACAGUUUAUGUGGCUAUGAAUAUCAUUGAGAUGCCUGAAUGGACAAUUGUUGUUGCACAAUAUUUCUGGCAAUCUGCACAUGGAUUUCCGGUUAUCACAUAUUUGACAAUGAAUCCUACCAUUAGAUCUAGAUUUUUCACCAUUUUUUUGACAAGACAUUAA
Molecule: messenger RNA, 909 nt
Organism: Caenorhabditis angaria
Lineage: Eukaryota; Metazoa; Nematoda; Chromadorea; Rhabditida; Rhabditidae
Source: the annotation of a GenBank genome assembly